Molecule: messenger RNA, 1233 nt
Organism: Seminavis robusta
Lineage: Eukaryota; Bacillariophyta; Bacillariophyceae; Naviculales; Naviculaceae
Source: the annotation of a GenBank genome assembly
AUGGCAUACAACAACUCCGUCUUACGGAUGAGUGCUCGAGAUCUUUCACGAGAACUUUCUGAGGGGCGACUGACAGCUGAAGAGCUCAUGGUUGAAACACUGGAACGCAUCGAAUCUGUGAACCCAAAAGUAAAUGCCAUCAUAUGCGUUCGUGAUAGAGAAGAACUACUGGAAGAGGCGCGCCGUUGUGACCGGGAUCGAUCACAAAAAUCCAACUGCGUAGGUGUUCUCCAUGGGAUUCCCACCGCCGUGAAAGACCUCUCCAAUGUCGCUGGGCUGCCAACCACCAUGGGAGGAUCCCCAUUGCAUCGCUUUCGUAAUAUCCCGUCCGAGAGCGACCCCUUUGUCCGAAGGAUCAUCAAGGAGGGAGCCAUUGUGAUUGGUAAAACGAAUACACCUGAACUAGGCGUCGGAUCGCAUACCUUUAACAAACGAUGGGGCACCACUUUAAAUCCCUAUGAUCGCACCAAGAGUGCAGGCGGGAGUAGUGGCGGUGCUGCUGUGGCGGUGGCCACAAGAAUGCUUUCUUUCUGUGAUGGCACAGACAUGAUGGGAUCCCUACGAAAUCCUGCCGGGUGGAAUAAUAUCUAUAGUCAUCGGCCGACGGCGGGAAUGAUUAAUGGAGAUGACAACGGGCAAGUUCCGAACGCAAAUCCUCUUCCAUACCCGAUAUCAACAGCGGGUCCGAUGGCUCGAUGCCCCCAAGAUUUGGCCUUUUUACUACAAGUGAUGGCUGGUUCGGGCAAAUUUGAUGCCACUCGCGUAGGAGACAACAUUCCCUCCGUGGAAAGCAUCAGAAUUGGGUGGCUUGGAGACUGGGACGGGAACAUACCGGUUGAAGAUGGAAUCCUUCCCUUGUGUCAAGAAGCUUUGACAGUGUUCUCCAAAAAUGGAAUGACAGUUGAUGACUUGUCUUCCCAACCCAUCUUUGAUCUCAAAGUUUUGUGGAAUAGCUGGACUACGAUCCGAGCCAAGAUUAUCUCCUCAAACUUUAGCGGGGCGCCCAAGGCAUUGCUCAAGGCCUUUCUCUGGGUUGCACCGAUCAGGGAGGAGCUCAAAUGGGAGUUGCGAAAAGGUUUGGAUACUUCUGAGGCAUUCUGCCUCAGAGCUGCGGAGGAAGCCAAGAGAUGUCCCAGCGCCUCGAUGAAGCCUUCUUGCAGUAUGAUGUGCUGGCAAUGCCAACCGCCCAAACCUGGUCGUUCCCCUCGGAGUGGAGAUGGCCACAAAGAAUAA